UUGUGUAAGUUAACUGUUAUUUUUUAUUUUUUUUGGAAAAGAUAUCAUGGAUUUGGCACAAAGUACGGAUGCUGCGGCAAUUUUACGUCAAUGGGAAGAAGAACAUACACAAUCCGGUUACGAUCCGGUACCAGUUUUAACCAGGUUAGCUGAACUUAUUGAACAAGAAACAGAAAAUUAUCAAAAAAUGGAUCCAGAUCCAUUUGAUGAACGUCAUCCAUCUAGAGCCGAUCCAGAAUGUAAAUUGGGUCAAAUGUUAAAAACACUUUUUCGUAAAGAUCUAUUUAUGACAAAGCUGGUAAAUGAUUAUUUACGAGAUAAUUAUUGGUCUCGUGUACGAGUUCCUGAUCAAGAUAUUGAUGCUUUAAAUAUAGCAGCAUGUAGAUUACUUUUGGAUACAAUGCCAGGCUUAGAAACAUCUGCUGUCUUCCAGCCAGACAAUGAUAGUUUAAUAAAUCGAAUGUUAAAAUGGGCACAAACUGCGCAAGAUCCAUUACGCAGCUAUGCAACAGGGUUAUUAGCAGCUGCCAUGGAAGUGCAAGAAGUUGCCACAAAAUAUCGUGAACAAAAUGGUAAAUUGAUACCGUUGAUGUUAAAACGUUUAUGGGAAAUACAGAGUACAAUAAAUGGUAACAAAGAAAAUGGUGAAAACGUACAAUGUAACGGUGACAUACAAAAUGGCACUCAUGAUGGCGGAACUGUCGCGGAAGGUACUACCGAUGAAGGGACUGGUAAUGAUGUAGCGGCAUCAAAUUUAGACAGACCAUUUGCACAUUUAUCAAAAUUUCAAAAACAGCAAAAUUUAUCCAAUCAACUUGAUAAUGAACGGAUUAAAAAUACACCGUAUGGUUCAAGAAAUAAAUCAAGGUACUCAGAAAAUGGUAUAUAUGGUUCAAUGAAAAGUCCUGCAAUUACAUACAGUCCAGAUAAAUCUCUAAACACCAGCAAAACACCCUCAAAAUUCGAUAGUAAUCAAAUUUUACACGAAGAACCCGAUAGAAAACGUGCCCGAAUUGAUUUAAACAAUUCGAUUCAAUCACCACCAAAUAAUUCAUCAUUUAAUUCACAGAAAUCGCCGGGAGGUCAACAAAAUCACGCUCAACAUAAUUUAGAUGUAACAGACUCAAGUAAUUCAUCAUGGGCGGAGUUAGAGAAUUAUGUCAUUGGUUAUAUACAAAUGUACCCUCCUACAGCGUCUACAAAACAAAUACUAAUUUUGAAAUAUUUAACACCGAUGGGUGAAUAUCAAGAGUUUUUAAGUCAUGCGUUCGAACAGAACGCUUUGGGUUUAAUAUUAAGUUACGUUAACGUGAAAGAACAUGGAGAUGUUCGUUUAGCAUUUGAAGCAUUAAAAUACUUAUCAGCAUUGCUGUGUCACAAGAAGUUUUCCAUUGAAUUUAUACAUGCUGGUGGUUUACAGAGAUUAUUAGAAGUGCCAAGACCUUCUGUAGCAGCUACAGGUGUUUCCAUAUGUUUAUAUUACCUAGCUUACUGCCAAGAUGCCAUGGAAAAAGUAUGUUUACUAUCAGAAUAUGUCAUUUGGCACCUAGUAAAGUAUGCACUUUGGUUAAUAGAAUGCUCUCAUCAUGAUUCAAGUCGAUGCCAUGCUGUUAUGUUUUUCGGCCUAACAUUUUCAUUUAAAGUCAUUUUGGACGCGUUUGACGAUCAAGAUGGUUUACGAAAAUUAUAUAAUGUAAUAUCAACAUUGCCUAUAUUAUCAACAGAUGAUGAUCAUUUACUUUUAAAUGAUGAUGUAGUUUGUGCAGCCCGACAAAUUGUUCGUCAUGUUUGUGUCGCAUUGAAACGUUAUUUGGAAGCACAUUUGUACGUACGUAGUGAACAGUUAAAACGAUCUGUUGUUCAAUUAUUACCAUAUAAGGCAAUGUGUAAAUUAAAUAGUGCUGAAGAUGUUCAAGAACGCAUUGAUACAAUGCUCGAACUUCUACCAUAUCGAGCACAUUGGCCACCAGUUGAUGAAUUAUUACGAUUAGGUGCUAUUACAAUUUUAUUACAAAUCAUAGCAUUCUCAUAUGAAUGGAAUUUUGGUGGAAGAGCCGAAACAGUAAAAUCAGCAUUAGAUGUACUUGCAAUAUGUGCAAUAAUGCCACGCGUUCAAAUGUUAUUCGGAGAACGGGUAGAUUUACCUGAAGAAGCGAUCACUGUUGGUAUAAACAUUAUUCUAGGAGCAGCUGAAGGUGAAAUUGUUGCUGAUCCAGAUGUUCAAAAGGCUGCACUUAGUGUAAUCGUGAACUGUGUUUGUGCACCGAUUCACAGACCUGGAGGAUCGGUAACACGUUUUUCAAUGGGAAUUGGAUCACCGAGAAAAAAAUCAAAUUUACGCAAUUCAGAGGAGCUAAUACAAAAAGUAUGGGAGAGUGUUCGAUCCCAAAGCGGUAUUAUGGUGUUGUUACAAUUGAUGCAAGUUAAAACACCAAUUACGGAUGCGGAUUCCAUCCGUACGUUAGCAUGUCGUGCAUUAGCUGGCUUAGCACGAUCGGAUACUGUAAAACAAAUUAUUGGAAAGCUACCACUUUUUACUAAUGGACAAUUGCAAAAUUUAAUGCGAACACCAAUUUUACAAGAAAAACGCCAAGAACAUGUAUUAUUCCAAAAAUAUGCGCUCGAGCUUAUGGAGAAGGUGUCUGGAAAUACCAAACAUACAGCAUCACAUGAGAUUGAUGCAUCAUUAGCGAAUAUACAUCGUGCUAAUGUUGUGGCUCAGACAAAAAUACAAUUUAAUGAUAAACAAUUGUUACAAUUAAUACAUCAGCAUUUGGUUGGACGUGGUUUGAAUGAAACAGCUGGAACACUACAACGUGAAGCGCAAUUAAAUGCAAUUUUACCACCACCAGGUACCAUCAAUGUUCCAACACCAUCAAUUGCUAAAAAUUUAUCAAUAGCUGGUAAUAAUUUUAGUCCUUUACGCUAUGUGCCACCAACUACACCAAGAUCACGGAUACCAUACCUCCACCACCAUAAAAAUACGGCGAACACUAGUAUAUCAAAUUCUACAUCAACCACAUCAACUUCAACGCAAAAUCAUCCAACCACACCAACUACGGAAGCUUCUCAACUACAAUCGACAUCGACAAGUUCCAUUAAAAUUAUCAGAAAAACAAAUAACUCAUCAACAAGUGCUAAUAAUCAAUCUACAACCUCAACACCACAAAAUAGUCGGCUAGAAAAACAAAUUUCGUGUACAGGGGAUACGUUUAGUGGUACAACUACAAUUGCAAUACCUGGUACAUCAACCGAUGAAACAAUUGUACCACCGCGAAUAACAUUAGACUCAAUUAUAACAGAAUAUUUAACGAAUCAACAUGCAUUGUGUAAAAAUCCAAUGGCUACAUGCCCACAAUUUAAUUUAUUCGUUCCGCAUAAAUGUCCUGAUCCAAAACCACAUAUUGCAUCCAUGCAUAAUGUUGUUUUACGUCAUAGUAAACGUGCUAUGGGCUAUAAUUCUCGGACUUUAGAUCGUCGACUAAUACAUUCAAGAUUUUGUCCGGUACAAACAAUUCGAGUUGUGGAUAGUUUUUAUACUUGCGCCCAAUUUAUGCCGAAUAAUGAUACAAAAAUGAUUGUUGGAAGUUUUAAUGGUGAAGUCAAAUUAUUUAAUAUACAAACAGGUAACGAGGAAGCCACCUAUCAAUGUCAUGAUAGUUUAAUAAAUAAUAUUCAAAUAAGUCGAACUGGAAAAUUACUUUUAACAUCGACAUCAUGGCGAAGUCCAUUAUCAGCUUUAUGGGACACAGAAUAUUUUGAAAUGAAAUGUCCAUUAGAUGAGGAAGAAUAUGUCGAAUUUAGUAAUUUAACGCAAGAUAAAAUAAUCGGAACGAGGGGAGAAAUCGCUACUAUUUAUGACGUAGCAACUGGUACAAAAUUAUUUAGUCUAUCACCAACGAUAAGUAAUCAAUAUACAAAGAACAAAGCAACAUUUAGUCCAACAGAUGAGUUAAUCUUAUCAGAUGGUGUUCUAUGGGAUGCUGUAUCAAAUCAACAGAUACAUAAAUUUGAUAAAUUAAAUCAAACACAAAGUGGUGUUUUCCAUCCAAAUGGUUUGGAAGUAGUAUCUAAUACAGAAGUAUGGGAUUUGCGUACUUUUCAUUUGUUACGUACAGUGCCUACUUUGAAUCAAUCACAAGUGUUGUUUACAAAUUUAGGAGAUAUUAUUUAUGGUGUAGCAUUGGAGCAUGAAGCCGAAGAGGAAAUUGAGUAUGAUACAAGUUUUAAAACACUAGAUGCAUCGGAUUACAGUAGCAUAGCUACUAUAGAUGUUAAGAAAAAUAUAUUCAGUUUAUGUAUCAACAAAUACGAUACACAAAUUGCUCUAGUCGAAAAUCAAGGUGUAUUUGAGUCAGGUCAAGAAAGCGUAGUUCGAAUUUACGAUGUUGGAAGACGCCGCGAUGAUGAAGAUGAACAGGAAGAAGAUGAUGAUGAUGAUAUGGAUAACUCCGAAGAUGGAUCUGGAUCCGGAUCUGAAUCUGAAGAAAAUAGCAUAAAUCUAUUAAUCGAUGCGGUAGCUGCAGCAAGUUCACGUAGGCGCCGUAGACGGCGUAAUUCACGGAGACGAACUAGUGGUGGGGGAGGUGGAGGAAAUGGUGCUGCUGAGGGUGGUUUACGUGUUGCACCUGCGGCUAAUGAUAAUGAAAAUAAUAUUGCGGGUGAAAAUGAAAAUAACGCAGGAAAUGAUAACCAAAAUGAGAAUAACGAAGAACAAAACGAAGAAAAUAAUGACGACGAUAACGAAGAUGAUGAUGAUGAUGACGAUGAUGACGGUGAAUGGCAAUCAUUGUCUAGCAAUGAUGAUUACGAUGACGAUGGUGGUGCAUUUUCUAUGUCAGAUACAUCGGACAUGGAUGCGUUAGAGGAUCUACUAUUCGAAUAAGUUUGAUUACUGGGUUGUUCAUAAAAUACGUCGCACAAUAAAGACUAAAAUGAUUUUUGUCUCCCUUCACAAUUCUUUUCAUUUUUGUAUAUCCUGUAUCUAAAAUUACGUCCAAAUAAAAAAUUUGAUCUGCCUAACGCUGCAAAUUGUAACGUUAGCCAGCCUAUGCUUCCAGCUUUUUCUUAUUUUGUAGGUAUUUUAUAAACAACCCAAAAUAAAAGAACGGUCGUUUUUCGUUCCUUACUUUUCAAGAUGUAUAAUUUAUUUAAAUAAGACAAAUUUUUUAUUUUAAAGUCAUAUUUCUAAGAAAAGGAUUACUGCAAAAAAAUAGAUAUCAAAUUGAAUAUUCUUUUAGAGAACUCAGUGGCAAAUUGUAAUCCUAUUAUAGAACUAAGCUUAUUAAAGUUUUAAUAUUUUAAGUAAAAAAUAAACUCAAUUGUCCUCCAAUUCAGUGUUUGGAGUAAAAAUUGUAAAUAGCCAAAAAAAAGAAGAUUAUUAUUAUCAUAAUUAUUAUAAAAUUGUCAUUAAAAAUCAUAUUUUGCUUUGGUAUGCAUUUGCUGAAUUGUCGUAUAGUUCCGUAUUUCGUU
Molecule: messenger RNA, 5472 nt
Organism: Chrysoperla carnea
Lineage: Eukaryota; Metazoa; Arthropoda; Insecta; Neuroptera; Chrysopidae
Gene: mahj
Product: protein mahjong
Exons: 18
Coding region: 47-4885 (1612 amino acids)
Biological process (GO): protein ubiquitination
Cellular component (GO): nucleus; Cul4-RING E3 ubiquitin ligase complex
Molecular function (GO): protein binding
Source: RefSeq, a predicted model, not a curated record